AUGAAAAUGAAGGGAAAGUAUGCACUGUGCAAAAGAAAGGCAAUUAUAUCUAUUGCAGUCUUAGCAAUACAGAAAGCACUUGGAGGUGGUAUGGUAGCCACUAGACAAAUUCGCCUAGAGCCUCAGGAAAGCACGGUUGUGUUUAACAGCUCGUCGGCACUAGAAAGUAGCCACAGUAUCUCAAAUUACAUUAUUAUGAGCGAUAUUGAGGAAAGAGGAGAAGAGUAUGAAGACAGCAACCAAGCAGAUGCUCAAGUAAACGCGCGAGAAGUAAAAAAGAUAAAGAAGAGAAAAAGAAACCUACGAUAUUCACAAAAUAGCUUAAAGAUAGACAGAGAAACAUACUCAGACUCUCUAGAAAGCUUCAUAAGAGAAAGAUCAAAAAGCACAGACUACAGUAUUUAUCUGCAGAAGCUGGCUGCUUCAAUAGUAGAGGAGAAAAAAAAAGCAAUAGGCACAGUUGAAGAACUAAUAAAACAAGAGCACGAAGCAAAGAGUGUGUAUGCCUGGGACAGAUUCUUUUCCAAUGAAAGAAUAGAGUGUAUUUUUAGAGACAGAGUCAACGACCAGUACAUGGGAGCUCUUGCAUGGAUGUUUAUGCCAAGCAGGAAAAAAAAUGCUAUCGUCCCAAGCAGAAACGCAGAAAUGGUCUCAUCUAUCCACGUGAACUACAUUGAGACAUUUUCUGACCCAAAAAGCACAAACAGAGCAAUAGAUGCCAUAGACAGAUUGCUUGUGAACGAAAUAAGCUAUACCACAAACAAAGUCAUUGAUCUAAACAAUUGGAUGAAUAGGCAUACUAAUUAUGAAUACAGCCAAACAAACGAAAAAAUAAAAGAAAAGUACGAAGCUCUUUUUAAAUCAGUCAAAGGUCACAAAAGCCAGAUGCUGCAGAGCCAAAGAACAUCAGCUGGCUCUAAUAUACCUGCUCUGGUGCUCGAGUAUUACUCUGCCAUUGAUGCAGAGGUGUCAAAUUUUCUAUUAGAGCUAAAGAGAUGCUAUGGGGAAAGUAUUUCACACCUGCGCUUGUCAAUUACCUCGAGUAUAAAUCCCGUUAAAAGACUCAGUAAAUCUACAACAGACUACUCCUCUUUCAAAGAAGAAAAAGCAAAUAUCGUUAUGAAGUUUUUAAGGUAUACCAAAGACAUAAUGGAACUUGAAAUGCAAACACUGUUCUACAUAAAAAACGUUGCUUCUGAAAGUGACAGCUCUGUCUCCAGACACACAGCCAGCCAUUCUGUGCCAAUGAGCUCAAAGCUGGAUUUUUAUUAUUCCUCUGAUAAAACAAAAAGAAUCAGGAGAUACGUAGCACUGGAGGACUUCAAAAUAAAACUUGACAGCAGAAGCAUUUUAGAAGAGCUUAAUGAAAGCUCUGGCGAACAUAGUGCAAUAAAUACGCCACAACACACACCGCCUCAAGUAAAGCAGUCUAUAGUACAUUCUUAUCCUGCGCCCAGCAAACCUGUAGCAUCAAAUCCCCCAAAUUACAGAGAGCAUGCACAACCUGUAGCGUAUGCACCGCCACAGUCACCGCAGAGAGCGCAUUUGCAGCCUACACGCAGCAAGCCCACACUGACGCCACCAGUUACUGCAGAAUCCCAAAGAUUAAAAAAACUGAAUGCUAUUCGAACACAGCUCUACAUCAUUAUGCAAAAUAUUCGGAAAAACAAUCAAUAUGUUGAAAUAGCCAAGAAUAUACAGGCUGGCGGAGAGACAGUGAGCCAAAUGGCCAAAACAGAAACAGAAUACAGCGAUAUUGCUAAAGAUUUAGCACUGGGUGAAAAUGCAACAGCAGAGAGUAUUUUUAACACUCUACAAGCCAAAGAGUCUGCAAAAACAAAAGAAUUACUUGCAUACAGAGACCAUGUGCAAAGAGAGAGCGAACAGCUGCAGCAAGGAAAUGAGAUUCUAAGAAGCAUGCAGCCAACGAUAAAGGAAAGGCUGCAAAAGGUAAAAACAAAGCUCACUGGCCUAAUAGCCAGAAAUAGGAGCAGUAGAGUGGACUAUAAAAAGCUUGUAGAGGAGAGUAAAAAGAAAGAAGAAAAUUUAGAAAGCCUAAAGCUAAAAGAGCUGGAGAAGAAAGAACACAUUGACUCACUGAAUAGCAGGAUAAACAAAAAGAAAGACGAAAAUGAAAGACUGCUAAGAAGCAUUUCAGACAUUGAAAAAACCAUAAGCAAGCAGGGUAAGCUCGAAAGUACUACCUACAACCUAGAGAAAGUCAAAGAGCUUGAAAAAGAGCAGAAGAAGCUAACUGAAAAACAAGAAGAGCAGAAAAGACUGCUUGAAGUGGAAAAUGAAAGGUAUACUAAGAGCAAAGAUCUCUCUACGCAUUCAAAAGAUUUAGAAGAAGCCAACAAGUUCAUGAGUUCACUCAAGAACACUCUAUUUCUGAUUCAGAAAGAGUACAGUAAUAAACAGGAGAUGCAUGGCGUAAGAGAUAGUACACUUGUGCAUAGCAAUGCAACCAUCAGCGAAAGUAGUGAGUUUGAUACAAAAGGACAGAGUGCACUGGCAGAGCUAUACAGCACAGCUGGAGUAGAAUCUAAGAAAUCAGAGUCAGAAGAUGUCGGAAGCAUAAAAGAAGCAAUAAAAAAGAACAGCAUGCACACAAAAGAUAUACAAGAAAUGAGAAAAUCACUUGCAGAGUGUGAAAAAGAGCACGAAAUAAAUAAGCAAAAGUACUUAGCUGAAAUAGGGCAUGUCAAUGCAAUGAAAAAAAGCUACAGUAAUGCGCUCAAUUUGCAAGAGCAAAAGGCUGCAGCAGCCAGUGCUAUCAAUACAACUAUUGGAGAAAAAACAAAAUCCAUGAAAGAUAAACAAAGAGAGUACAGGAAGAAAAUGCUAUUGCAUGAAAAAGAGAUGGAAGAUAAAUACAAAGAAUCACUAAGAGCCUUUACAACCCUUAAAAAUCACUGA
Nematocida minor is the source of this 2919-nucleotide messenger RNA. RefSeq lists its product as uncharacterized. The coding region runs from base 1 to 2919 and encodes 972 amino acids. The record is from RefSeq and is a predicted model, not a curated record. NCBI's taxonomy places the organism in Eukaryota, Fungi, Microsporidia. The transcript has a single exon.